AUGUCCGCUGUCCAUUCUGCCGUGCGUGAGCCAGACUUUUGCAAGCAAAUGCUGACUCUAUUGCCCGUGAAGAUCACCGCCGUCACCCACCAUAUCCCAUACUUCCUCAGAAUCCCUGCCGAGGCGCUGAUUGGGGAACAGUGUUACAGCACCCUCGUAUAUGACUUUGACAUCACGGAUGUCGAUUGUUUAAAGUACUCCCUGUCCAAGGGCCUGGGUUUUGGCAUCGUCGUCGGAGGAGGUAUCAUCAAGAUUCCUCAAAUUGUCACAAUCGUUUCCACUCGUUCCGCUAAAGGCCUUUCCUUGUCCGCCUAUGCUCUAGAAACCGUUGCAUACGCCAUCAAUCUUGCUUACAACUCCCGCAACAACUUUCCUUUUUCCACAUAUGGAGAAAACUUCUUCCUGACGAUUCAAAAUGUCAUCAUCACGCUCCUCGUCGUCUACUUUGCGCCACAGAGAGGUGCAGUCAUUGGAGCGAAUCCGUUAACUUCUAAAAAGAACCCAAAUGGCGGGAAAGUAUUCACUGGCAUAGUGAUUACGAUUGCCACUGGAUUGGCCCUUUGGUCGGAGCAACUCUGCCCAUUGACCUUCCUCUCUCUUCUGCAAGCCGCCACCCUCCCCCUUUCCAUCAUUUCCAAAGCCCCACAGAUCAUUCAAAACCACAAAUCCCGAUCGACCGGUAAUCUUUCUGCUUUCGCAGUCUUCAAUGGACUCUUGGGAUGUGUUGCCCGUCUGUUCACCACCAAGCAAGAGGUCAACGAUCCCCUCAUUUUCUGGGGCUUUGCUGCCGCAGCUGCCAUGAAUGCCAUCCUCGCGCUCCAGGUAUUCAUCUACCGAAAGAGCGACGAUGAGAUCCUUGAGGACAGAAGACAUAGUGCCAGCGAGCGAGGGGACCAUGUUGUCCUGGAGAAGCCUGUCGUUCUGGAAGGAGGGAACGGAAAGAGGUGGGCCCGGAAGCUCGACUAG
Messenger RNA from Cryptococcus wingfieldii CBS 7118, 966 nucleotides. Its product is annotated as mannose-P-dolichol utilization defect 1. Bases 1 to 966 code for a protein of 321 amino acids. Lineage: Eukaryota; Fungi; Basidiomycota; Tremellomycetes; Tremellales; Cryptococcaceae. The record is from RefSeq and is a predicted model, not a curated record. The transcript is spliced from 4 exons.